Molecule: messenger RNA, 9494 nt
Organism: Oryctolagus cuniculus (rabbit)
Lineage: Eukaryota; Metazoa; Chordata; Mammalia; Lagomorpha; Leporidae
Gene: MBNL3
Product: muscleblind like splicing regulator 3
Biological process (GO): regulation of RNA splicing
Cellular component (GO): nucleoplasm; cytoplasm
Molecular function (GO): metal ion binding; RNA binding
Source: RefSeq, a predicted model, not a curated record
AAUCACACAAAGAAUAUAUUUCGCGACGAAACAGCGCCCUACAGGAAGAAAGUGCCCGCACGGGGAGCGCGAUCAGGAGCGCGACUUUUUGGCGCUCUUUGGGAGCAGCGAGAAGGGAGGCUGAGGACAGAGAGUCCCGGGGUGGGCACGGGAGCUGGGGCAGCAAGCGUCCGAAUUCCCGCGCGUUCCGCAGCGGCAAGCCGGGACUGGGAGCCGCGCGCCGAGCCAGGAACCUCGCUUUAAAAUGGCGGCAUUCAGUAUGCACCACUGCUAAAGGCUCUCCCGGCACCGGGGCCACCUCGCGCAGCGCUGCUUUUGCUUCUGCCGCUAACAGAUGGCAUUUGCCACUGUCGCUGCUUCUGCCCCUACCGCUGCCACUGAGAGCAAGGGCCCCUUAGCGUCUGGGUUUGCACUAGCUGCAUAAGGUUUGGAAAAGUGCCUUUUCUGAAAAUUCUGCUGCUUGGAUUCUACUCUAGAGCUGUCUCUUUAUUAACCCCUCUCCCUACCAUACCUUUCCUGGUUCCCUGUCCGCCUUCCGCACAGAACCUGGUGUGCUUGUAGUUCACUGUCAGCAACUUGUCCAUUUCUGUUUUUCUGUGAUUCUCAAUUUACUUAGUGAUUUUUCCCUCCCCUUGAUUUUUGCAACAAAACUGUUUUUGGGCUGUGACACUCUCCCCAGUCUUAUUCUUUAAAGCUAAGAAAUAGGGAGGAAAAGUUCUCUCUCCCUAAUCUGACAUCAUUCUGCAAAUUGAAGGGCAGCCAGCAGCAUAUGCUUUCUGUAAGAAUAAUUGAAAACAUCAACUGGAGAGCACAGAAUUCUUUUGAAAGUGUGCCAAUUAUUUGAAGUAAAUUCAGCAAAGGAACCAAAUAAAACAUUCAGUGUCUUAACCUUAACAGUUGCCUUCUUAGGAGUUGGUCUCUAAUUUGACUCUUAGUUAUUCUGAUACAACUUGUAUUUUAUAAUUGGCUUUUUGUUUGACUAGACCGGAUUUGACUUAAGUGAAAACCUAAGUGCUCACAAUUAGGCAUCUCACCAAAGCAGCCUGUUAUCUCUUCAUAGUUAGCUUGCAUUCAUCUUUAAUCCUUUAAUAAUCUGCAGUAACGUUGUCCUAAAGAGGGUGCACUUGAUUUUCAAUUUUUUUUCAAUAUGACGGCUGUCAAUGUUGCCCUGAUUCGUGAUACCAAGUGGCUGACCUUAGAAGUCUGUAGAGAAUUUCAGAGAGGGACUUGCUCUCGAGCUGAUACAGAUUGCAAGUUUGCCCAUCCGCCAAGAGUUUGCCAUGUGGAAAAUGGUCGUGUGGUGGCCUGUUUUGAUUCUUUAAAGGGUCGGUGUACUCGAGAGAACUGCAAGUACCUGCACCCCCCUCCACACCUAAAAACGCAGCUGGAGAUUAAUGGACGUAACAAUCUGAUUCAACAGAAGACUGCCGCAGCCAUGUUCGCCCAGCAGAUGCAGCUUAUGCUCCAGAACGCCCAGAUGCCAUCACUGAAUUCUUUUCCAAUGAAUCCGCAACUUGCAGCUAAUCCUACCAUGGCUUUCAAUCCUUAUUUACCUCAUCCUGGGAUGGGCAUGGUUCCUGCCGAACUUUUACCAAAUACACCUGUUUUGAUCUCUGGAAAUCCACCUCUUGCAAUGCCAGGAGCUGUUGGUCCAAAACCAAUGCGUUCUGACAAACUGGAGGUGUGCCGAGAAUUUCAGCGUGGAAAUUGUACCCGUGGGGAGAAUGAUUGCCGCUAUGCUCACCCUACAGAUGUGUCCAUGAUUGAAGUGAGUGAUAAUACUGUGACAAUCUGCAUGGAUUAUAUCAAAGGGCGAUGCUCCCGCGAGAAAUGCAAGUACUUCCAUCCUCCUCCACACUUGCAGGCCAAGCUCAGGGCAGCUCAUCACCAGAUGAACCAUUCAGCUGCAAGUGCUAUGGCCCUUCAGCCUGGUGCAAUUCAACUGAUACCAAAGAGAUUGGCACUUGAGAAGACCAAUGGUGCCACUCCAGUCUUCAAUCCAAGUGUUUACCACUGCCAGCAGGCUGUGGGUAACCUGCAGCUCCCGCAGCAGGCAUAUAUCCCUGCAGGGCCAAUACUGUGCAUGGCACCCACUUCAAAUAUUGUGCCCAUGAUGCACGGUGCUACACCUACCACUGUGUCUGCAGCAACAGCACCUGCCACCAGCGUUCCCUUCGCUGCAGCACCUACAGGCAAUCAGAUACCCCAAUUAUCAAUAGAUGAACUGAAUAGCAGCAUGUUUGUUUCACAGAUGUAGAAGUUACCAGUAGAACAUUGAAAUUCUGAACAGCAGAGUUAUGGAGUAUCGGAAUCUCUCCAUGAGAACCUCCAUAUGGCCUUUCUAUAUAUGCUCUCAAAUGUCCUCUUCUACCAACACAACUAUAAGCAUGGUGCAGUCGAUAUAUUAAGCAAAGCAAACAUACCAGCCAACAAAUUCACUAAAAUAAAGCAUUAAAAAAUCAAUGGGGAUGUUAAAAACAAGAGUAGAAAACUAAUAACUACCAUCUGUCUUAUUUGAAUUAUCAGGUAGAACAUGACCAUGGAAUUUUGUAACUUGCUAUGUUAUUCUUUGCGACUUUCCAAUAACCUUUAUGCUAAGUGAAUUUCUACAGUGAACUGUAUGCUUACUGUACAUUCUUGGUGGAUAAAUGUUCCUCUGUUUUUGAAGUGUUACCUUAUUGUUUUGUUUACAUGAUCAUCUAUUGGGUUGAUUUAGGAUUUAACAAAUAUAAACAGCAUCAUUUUCCUCAUUGUUGUAUUGUGUGGUGUUAGGUUUUUUACCUACUGUAGUGUUUUGUAUGUGUGGUGUUUCAUUUCAACUACAAUGUUAUUAGUGGGGGAGAGACAUAUAUGUGGUUGAAAAAUAUGACAGUGAAUUCAUGUGAAUAUGCUCUCUCUUCAGAAUAUAACUAGUCCAUAAACAUGCAUGUGGGUAAUUUGCUCCUGCAGAUCUGACCUUGCAUAAUGCAAUCAAAUUGCUGAAUUUUUUUGAGAAAGAAAUAAUUACUUCUUAAUAAUUAACCCCUAGUUCACUCCUCUUGAAUAGUGUGAACAACAAGAAUUUACCUUUUAAUGACUUUCUCAGCAUUUAAAUUUAAAAUUUAAAUUGAAAAAUUAUGUAAAGUUACCAUUUUUAUGGCUCAAGAAUCUUCUAGGUUGAAUGUCUAAAACUGAGCCAUUUGUCAUCUUCAGCUGAGAAACUGGUACUUGGGGGCUUAAAGGUAUGAAAAUUACAGGUUAUAAGUCAAACACAGGGAGAAGGGUGUGGAGAUGGUUUUAACAUACUGGAAAGAAGUAUGUAAAACCAUCGCAGGGUAACCUUUUAUGCUAGUGCCAUUUUCCCAAUGCAAAUGACUCCUGCUCUGUUUAGACCACUCUUUAAAUAAUAAGACACAAUCUAGCAAAAGUCAGUAAUGGUGAAAGCAAAUUGGUUCCAAAUAAGGCCUUUCCUCCUCAAAUGGACAAUCUUCUCUAUUGAUCACAGAGGAAGCCUGAGUACAAAUUUGGAGAAAUGGCAGGAACAGAAGGCAGGGUGGCAUUGGGCAUCUUUCUUUGAUUUGUUCCAAAGAACUAGGAAAGAUGGCCUCAGCUGUCUUCAGCAUCAGUUUGAGUUUCCCGUUUUGUUGUAAGCCCCCAUGAUACAUGAUGAGCACCAUUAUCCCUAGUCUCUUGCAUUACAGCCAAGCCUGUUGGUUUGAAUUUGUUUGCCUUUAUGUAAUAGAGAGGUUUUUAGUGCCCUUUGGAUGACAUAGAAUGGCAAUACUCCACAGACUUGAGAUGAAUUCAAACUACUAAUACUUGGGAAAUAAUUUUGCAACCAAGUAAUAUUGUAACUCAUUGUUUCCUGUGGUAUGUGGCAAACCUCUUCCACUCUACCCAGCUACUUACUAACAUUACUACUAUAGAGUCAUGGGAACAUGAUUAUUUUAGAUCAGCUUAGAUAGAUUUUAUGCACCCAUGAGAAUGUAUAAAAACAUCAGAUUUUAUAUAUUGUAUUUUUGGUGCCACAAUUUUCUACAUUGUUGGCAUUUUAAAAGUUGCUUUGUAAAUUAAAGAGAAGAAAAACCUCAAAGCCCUCAGGUUUUGAUCAAAUUCAACAGUUUUGAGAAAAACACAAUUUUAAAAUGAACUUGUUGUUUUCUUCCUUCAUGAAAAUGACAAGCAAAGAGAAAACCUGAUUUAGCAUACCUUAAACCAGCCAGCAGUGUUUUGAAAUGACAAAAGAAUGGAGUUGGCUGAGAUCUUUUCACAACUGAUGGAAUUGAGGUCCAGGGCCUGUGACUUGCCCAAGGCUGUGUAGCCAUCAUGGAACCCGGAACUGUCAAUCCUGACUCCCAAAUCGUUCCUCCUUUCCACCUUGUGUCUGAUUUAGAACAUGUGAAACUUUAACCCAAAGCAGAUUAGUUUGGUUCAAAACACAUAAGAGCAAAAUUCUCUCUCUGGUAGUUGAUAUCCUCCUGAUCACAAUUGGCAAUCUGAAUCUCAAUAAACGGUAGUUAGCUUGUCUAGAUGUAUAUUCCUUAGUGGAGAUAGGAACGUAUUUUGGGCAAAAUGGAUUUUGUGUACUUUGACAUUUUGAUGCAACAUACUAUCUCAUUUAACUUUUUAAACAUAGACAAUAAACCCAGAGUUCAACUGUUUUCAUGUUGCUUGAAGCACUGUAAAAUGAUAAUGACUUAUUUUUAGUAAAAGUUUCAGUGAAAGAUGUUCAGGGUUUGUAUUUUUGGUGCCACAAUUUUCUGUAUUGUCGGCAUUUAAAGAGUUGUUUUGUAAAUGAAUUUAAAGGAACAACAUUCAAAGCCCUAAAGUUUUAAUCUAAUUCAACAGAUUAAAAAUGCAAUUUUAAGAUAGCACUCUUUUAAUUACUUGUGCAAUGACUUAUUCAUAUUAUCUUUGUUCAAGAAAAGAGAAAAAUAAGUCAUUAGACUAUAAAUUCCCAGUUAAAAAGACAAGUCACAAAACUAAUCAGUGACUCUAAACAAAAAUUUACUAGAUGACUUGUAUAUAUAAAAUUCUAACCACUUGUGAUUCCUAGUUAACAUUUUAUAAGCUUUGUAUUUUACAAGGGGCUCUAUUUUUAUUUAUCCAAAACUAUUGUUUUUGGCCAUUUCUCUCAGUCUUUUGCAAAGUAUGCAAGAGCACUGAAAUGUGGAUAAAACGGGUCAGGUAUACAGAGAAAAUAAUCUAAAAAUUAUCUUUUAAGAAGGUUUUAGUAGUAUCAAUUAAUAAAAGAAUACUAUGUGACCAUAAGUAUAUUUUAAAGAGGGAUUAAGAUUAAAAUAAAUGGAUUCAUAAAAUUGCUAUUUAAAUACAGUAUUUACUUUUGCAAUUGGAGCAUGAUUCAACAACCAGCUGUUCCAUUUCAUUUCACUUUUCUAGAUUAGAGUCUUUAAUUUGUAGUCACUUGUGAUGUGGAAAGCUCUCUUCUCACUACUCCAUCCACCUUCUCCAUCUGUUUUUGAACAUGCGAAAGCACUUUGAUCUUGCCGAAAGUGUUGUCCUACACCGCUAGGCUGUGUUCAUUAAUGGGAGGCCUCACCUCAGCUGCUCUCCAAUUGGGAAAAAGCAAGUACCUCCUUCCUGCCAUGAGCGGGAACCAAGUGAAAUUAAUCUUUACAACUUGAAUCUGUUUUCAGUGGCCUGAGCAGUAAGCACAGUGAAGUCUGAAUAAGGAACAGCAUUUACGUUACAUUUUUGCUAAGUAAGAGAGAAGGCUCCUGUGCUAUUUGGAAUGUUUUUUGCUUCUUUCUUUCCCCUGUUGGAGAGUGCAGAUGAGGAUGCUCUUGGAUAAAAUGCAGCCUUGAGUUCUGAGUUCUUUCAGUCAGUAAGCCACUUGGUGGCACACACAAUAGAAAUAGAAACUGGAAUCUUCAUUCUUUUUCUCUCUCCUAUAUUUCACAUCCAUAGAAAGCAAAUUUUAUGAGGGAAAUCUGAGUUCUCAGUUUGGAUGGAUACCUUUAGUAAGAUAGUGGCCUACCUUUACCAGUGUCUGCCUAAGGCAGUAAAACAAAUAGCAUGUAGAAGAGUAUAAGGACUUCUUUGCAAAUUUAGUUGAUAGCCUAAUCAAACUGUCAAGAUAACUGCAAAUGUAGGUUCUGAGCACCAAGUGGCUGAUUGGUGCCCUGUUUUCUGUCUUUUCUUUGUUAGUUUUUAGGGUUUUUAUUUCAUUACAUUUUUAUAUCUCUACGUAACUAAUGAGUUGCAUUUUGAAGGAGAAUUAGAGAAAAUUUAAGUUUUGACUCCACGUAUUCAGCUUGCCUACAUAGGUUCCAAAUUGACAAACUGUAGUCCAUAACUAUUCUUUACAGUUCACAGUUUAAGGACACUUUUCACUUUAUAUACAAAUAGUAAUUGUUAAUUAUAUUUAGUUGUUGCUUUGGCAACAAAACUACAACAUGGCUACCUUUAGAAAUUCUGUGUGUAUGUGCGUGAAAAUUUUACUUGUAAACUCUUUGUGGUUUGUGACAGUAUGAGCAUGUAGAAGAUACAGUGCAAAAUUCAGAAAAGAGAUUUUUGUGAUUGAUUCUCUCUUUUAGAUCCCAAAAUCCUAUGUGAAAGCUGAAUUUGUAUCCUUGUGUGACUUUUUGGUUAAAAAAGUUUACAACAUGUGGAUUCUAGAGUCAGGCUUUAUAGUUUGUAGAACUUGUUGUGUGGAUAGGGUUAUUCUACAGUAUUUAGACUUGAAAACACGGUCAUUGCAUUUAUGAUACAUUAACUGGUCUUUUUUUUCUCAUAACUUUAUUUAUUCAAAAUUAUCUUACAUAAAUAGCAUAGUUCUAGCUGCAGAAGUGGUUUCCUAGAAUGAUAUGCACAUGUAUUUCUAUAUGAAGAUUAAAGCAUAACUCAAGCAUAUUAUGAAAUUAGUUCUUACUUGUAAAACCACACAUAAAGAUACUGUGGAAUGACCCCUUAACAGUGUUUAAGAGACAUAUGCUGCAGUUAACUGAUUGUCUCAGUUAGGGUGCGAAUGUGUGAGACACACCUUUUUUGCACUUAUGUACAUAGUCCAUGAAAACAAUCCUUGCAGCUUUUUUUAAAUAUAAGAAGUCUGUGAUAAUAGUGGGAAAGUUAGUAAGAGAGAGUUGUUUCUAAGGCUUUGAGAAGGAGGGUGUUUUCUAGAAGACUAACCAAAAGCAUGAUGUUGCUUUGCUGGUGUGGAGGCUUUUUAGUCCACUGUAGUACACCAAAAGGGAAGACUGGUACCAGUUAAAGGUCAAGGUCAGCUAAGAGCUCUGAACAAGAGCAGAAGUACUUCACCUUUCAGCAGGACCACUAGCAAAGAUUGUUUUUUAAAUUAAUCCUCACCAAAACCACAUGAACACACACACACCAGUAAUGAUAGUGACAUAUCCUGUAAGAUACAAGGUACAUAUUCCCAUUGUGAUCGAAUCAGAUUUCAUUAUUCACAGCAAAUUAUCAGUUCAUCUAUAUAUCACUUACUAUGUAUUUAAGUGACAAUCAGAUUUCUAAGGUGAACCAGAGAUCCAGAACCACAAACCAAAUUGACAACUAUUGAAAGAUUUCAUUUAAGAAUUAAGUAUGGGCAGCAGUCGAGUCUUUUAUUCCCUGCAGCAAAGGAAAAGAUGCUCCUGGCACAACUUUAUAAAUAGUUUUAUUUGCAUUAUGCCUGUUCAGUGGAAGCUGUUUUCUGACCUACCUUUGCCAGAUUACAAAGUACUGUACUGUGCCACUUCAGCCUCCCACCCCUUGGUUUUGACUAAAUAUAACAGAACCAGCCCAAAUCUUACUUAACACAGGAGCUGGAAGACAAUGUUUCAAUCAGCUGAACUCUGCCAGUGUCAGCUCCCACACCACCUACAGAUAGCCAUUCAACUUCCUGAUGCCCCAAGGCAACGAGGCCUAGAAAAGGUGGGGUUUAGAAGGAUUAAGGGAUGUCUCGUCACUCGGACUUUGAGUCCUUCACAUCUUUGGGCUGUAGCUCUUGCCCUGGAGUAGGAGAUCAUCCUGAGGUUGAAGGAGUUGGUAUUGGGUGAUUGUUACCCAUUUUAAUAGCUCUCACUUCAGAGACAGAAAAAGAAGCCAAAGCCAGAAAGCAAUCCAAGCCUUACAGUUACCCAUUAUCUCAGGGCCAGUUGGCUAGAAAUUUCUGCCCCUCCCAUCCCAAGUCUGUAGUCCUUUAGACUUAGUCAUACGACAACAGCCUGACAAUCUGACCAGCAUUUCCAUUGAUGAUAUUUAACCACUUAUCCAUUUCGUAAGUAGGAGCAACAACUUCAGCCUUAUCCCCAUCAUAAAUUUCCACUUUAACCCAUGUUCCUAUGUUAACAUCACCUUGUGAAUGCAAAAGACAACAAGAAUAUAUUUUCAUAAAAUUAAUAGAGAGAUGAGAGCCCAAGUCAGGAAGAAUUAUCUCUAAGAUUGUAGGAAUGAUGCUAGAAGCAUCACAAAAGCUUUCCAGGGAAUUGUUGGUGAAAUGUGCAUCAGGCCACUGGGGCACACUCUUUGGAGCUUAAGCACAGUGGCUAUAUAUAAAUGGACAAAACAAUUUAGGGAAUGAAAUAUGACAAAUGGCUAUAAAUAAGACCAAAAACUAAACUCCAUUAUUAAGCCCAGGAAAGAAUUUAGUUUAACUAUUUCAUAGACUUCAAACCCCCAACUUGUCCUUGCUUCUAAGAGAAUUACUCAUUAAUACUCAAAAAACCAGGUUAUUCCAAUUCCAGAGAAAUAGAGAAAUUUCAUCUUUAAAUAGAACCCAUCCUCAAUAUCAUAAACCUAAAAGAGAAAGUAUCACUAUGAAAUAAGUGAAAUGAAAUAUGAAAUAAGUCACCACUCUUUGCAAAUACUACAAAAAUCCUUGCUAUUCAUCUUAAAAAUACCUCUGUAACAAGAUAUAAAAUCAACCAAACUUUCAGUCAGCUUUUUUUCUCCCAAAACACAUAGCAUAAAGAUUUAUCUAUCCUAGAAUGCAUGGUUCCGAAGCUUUAUUUUGUAUACAGUGGCUAUUUGUUAGUGAUGGAAACCAAAUUAUUUUGUUGCUAUGUCUUUUGUUUCUAACAGUUGAGAGAAUGAUGUGACCAUGAUAUUGUUGCUGCUUUGAUUAUCAGCAAAUAAGCCAUUUGUCCUCAUUCUCCCAAAUUACAUUUAAAUUAAGAUUUUUUUAAAAAAAAGUAUAAUGCUACGUAUAGAAUUUUUAAGGGCUAACUUUAUGAAUUCAUAUAACAACAAUUCAGAAUAAUGUAGAAAAUGAGAGCACAUAUUUGGGGCCCAAAAAUGGUAACUUAAAAAUACCUAUAAUAAGAACAUGAUUGGGCUUUUGCAAAAUUACUAAUUUAAAUAAUGAUCAGAAUAUUUUAUGAAUAUAAACUGCCUCCAAAAUGCUCAUUCUCUCAACUGCAGAUGCUUUGAUUUUUUUUGCUUUUUUCCAAGUUAUUGUGCUUUAAUGCUUGUUUGUAUUUAGAAGUGUGCAUUAUGCAACUCAUUUUAGUAUGCUACUUACUUCUUUUCUUGUUAUUUUAAUAAAGUAUGUAAACUUC